Messenger RNA from Oryza brachyantha (malo sina), 1181 nucleotides. RefSeq lists its product as uncharacterized. The coding region runs from base 246 to 1061 and encodes 271 amino acids. The transcript has 7 exons. The record is from RefSeq and is a predicted model, not a curated record. Lineage: Eukaryota; Viridiplantae; Streptophyta; Magnoliopsida; Poales; Poaceae.
UCUUGUACCGUCCGCUUUUCCUCGCGGAGGGGAGGAUAUUCCGACAAGCGGCGGCCGUCCGGCGAGGCGAGGCGGCGGAGCGGAAGGUGGGAAGAUACUGUAGCAGAAGAUGCCUGCAAUUUUCAAUGGCGGAGGAGGAGGGGUUGCCCAACACGCCAUCUGAUUAGGUUUCCAUUUUUAUAUAUUUUUUGGUCUCCCCCUCUCCCCCGAUCCCCUCUUCUCGCCGGUCGCCCCGAGAGGCUACGAUGCAGGCCGCUGCGCCAUGGAGGAGCGCGCUGAGGACGACCCACCUGUGGGUGGCUGCGUCCUCCUUCCACUCCACGCCCGUCUCCUCCGCCAAGUGGAAGGGCAAGUUCGAUUGCAAGCAUGAACAUGGAGCACGGAAGUUAUCCAAGAAUUAUGAGAGAUAUGUUGUUCGUCAAAGACGAGCAGAAGGAAAAAAGGCCCUAAAAGAUUAUCUUCUUUAUGGAAAGAGUUCACCUCAUGUACAGGGUGGAUGUACAGGCAGCUUUUCUAAUUCGCAUGAUAUCCCACAAUUCAAAACUUAUAGGAAAGGACCACGGUCUCAUGACUCAACAAAGUCGAGGCAAAGUGUACACCAUCACAGAAAAAGUAAAAAGGACAGGGAGAGGUUCUACAAUUUCUUCCGUGAGGAGUAUCAUGUGCAUCCUGACAAUAUCUUUGAAACCAUGUUUGGUGAGAAUCAUCGUUUUACCUGGUCUCAUAUAUCGUGGGAGAGUUUUACCUUCAGAGAUUCAUCGUCCAGCUUUAGAUGGACUGGUGAGUCACAGAGAAGAAGAGUUUCUAACGAUAGUGACGAUGAAAGCAAGGAUGGCACCAGUGAAAGAACCAACAUUGGGUCACAUGCACACAGGUCCAUCCUUGGAUUACCACCUCGUGGUCCACUAACUCUAGAUGAUGUCAAAACUGCUUUCCGGGCGUCUGCACUGAGGUGGCAUCCUGACAAGCACCCAGGCUCAUCGCAGGCUGUUGCUGAAGAGAAGUUCAAGCUUUGUGUCAACGCAUACAAUUCUCUCUGCAAUGUCCUGAAGGCUGCUUAGAUUUACGCUUGCAUCGAUGGAGGUUGAAGCUUGCAGUUGCAGUCCCUGGAGGCUGUGAACUCACAGGAACAGCUUCCCAAGGCUUGUAGUUGAGAAGCUGGAGUGGCCAAGCAUGAGGCA